Trichosurus vulpecula (common brushtail) is the source of this 4025-nucleotide messenger RNA. RefSeq names its product zinc finger protein 362 (gene ZNF362). The record is from RefSeq and is a predicted model, not a curated record. Gene Ontology annotation, molecular function: DNA-binding transcription repressor activity, RNA polymerase II-specific; RNA polymerase II cis-regulatory region sequence-specific DNA binding. The transcript is spliced from 9 exons. Gene Ontology annotation, biological process: negative regulation of transcription by RNA polymerase II. The coding region runs from base 81 to 1331 and encodes 416 amino acids. NCBI's taxonomy places the organism in Eukaryota, Metazoa, Chordata, Mammalia, Diprotodontia, Phalangeridae.
GGGCUCUCGCUGCAGCCCCGGAGCUGCCCGCGAGCGAGCGGAGCCAGGUCAUAGGGAGCCAGUUUGAACAGAGGAGUGACAUGGUCAGAUCUGUGCAAAAGGGUCUGUCACACACACGGAUGGCCGAACCUCGUUUUAACAACCCCUACUUCUGGCCCCCUCCUCCCACCAUGCCCAGCCAGCUGGACAACUUGGUAUUGAUCAACAAAAUCAAGGAACAACUGAUGGCAGAGAAGAUCCGGCCCCCACACCUGCCGCCCACCUCGGUCUCCUCCCAGCAGCCACUGCUGGUCCCCCCAUCCCCAGCCGAAAGCAGCCAGUCCAUCAUGUCAUUGCCGAAACUGCAGCAGGUGCCGGGGCUACACCCGCAGGCCGUGCCCCAGCCUGACGUGGCCCUGCAUGCCCGGCCCGCCACCAGCACCGUCACAGGUCUGGGGCUGUCCUCCCGGGCCCCCGCAGUCAGCACCUCUGAGUCCAGUGCUGGCACAGGGACCAGCACCCCCUCGACGCCCACCUCCACCAGCCAGAGCCGCCUCAUAGCCUCCUCCCCAACCCUCAUCUCAGGGAUUACCAGCCCCCCCAUCCUGGACUCCAUCAAGACAAUUCAGGGCCACAGCCUGCUGGGAGCCCCCAAAACAGAACGGGGCCGCAAGAAGAUCAAGGCAGAAAACCCCUCGGGACCCCCUGUCCUCGUGGUGCCGUACCCCAUCCUGGCCUCAGGAGAGACCGCCAAAGAGGGGAAGACAUACAGGUGUAAGGUCUGCCCCUUGACCUUCUUCACCAAGUCCGAGAUGCAGAUCCACUCCAAGUCGCACACAGAGGCCAAGCCGCACAAGUGCCCGCACUGCUCCAAGUCCUUUGCCAACGCCUCCUACCUGGCCCAACACCUGCGCAUCCACCUGGGUGUCAAGCCCUAUCACUGCUCCUACUGUGAGAAAUCCUUCCGCCAGCUCUCCCACCUCCAGCAGCACACCAGAAUUCACACUGGAGACAGACCCUACAAGUGCCCACAUCCCGGCUGUGAAAAGGCUUUUACCCAGCUCUCCAACCUCCAGUCUCACCAGCGACAGCACAAUAAAGAUAAACCGUACAAGUGUCCGAACUGUUACCGGGCAUAUACAGACUCCGCCUCCCUGCAGAUCCACCUCUCCGCCCAUGCCAUCAAACACGCCAAGGCCUACUGCUGCAGCAUGUGUGGGCGUGCCUACACCUCGGAGACCUACUUGAUGAAGCACAUGUCCAAACACACUGUGGUGGAACAUCUGGUCACCCACCAUUCACCCCAAAGGACGGAGUCUCCCGGCAUCCCUGUACGGAUCUCGCUCAUCUGAAGCCAGGGCCCUGCUCCGCUCUGUGUGCCCCCACCCCCAGCCUGCCCAGGCAGGGGCACAGAAACAAAACCAAUCAGAACCCCCCCACCCCGAGCUCCCCCGCUCUGGGCCGUGCCGCUCUCCUGAACCACACUGCAUCGAGGGGCCUCUGCCCACCUGCCACGACUCCACCCAGGAGUCCCAGCUCAGUUCAGUCCAAUUCACUGCUACGAGGCUUGGAAGAGUUCCCCAGCCCAGGAGCCUGGCCAGCGGCGAUGGCCACCGGGGGAUUCUGGACAGUUUGGGGACAUCCAAAGACGAUUUCAGAGCACUUUGAACCUCUCUCUGUUGGGUUGUCUUUAGUUCACCCCCCUCCCUUCAUUGGGUUGGUUUUUUUGUUUGUUUUCUUUUCUUUCUACUUCCUUUUUUUAAAAUAACAACAAAAAAUAUUUAUUGGCCAAGAAGUUGGUGCUGCUAAAAUGGAAAAAUCAAAAGGAAAAUUGGACAGAUGGACACGGAGAGCCGCAGGGUGGGGGACUCUCACCUUCUGCUGGGCCACGCCCCGGGGCACUGGCCAGAGGGAAGGAAGGGAGCCAGGGAGAUCACAGAGACCUCUUGGAAAUGACCCAGGGCACCUCAUGGACCCAAGGGAGAAUCAUAGCCUCUGAAUGGUUUGAACUCCGGAGUUCAGGGCCAGAACUGGGCUGAGGGGUUCGGGCAGGAAGCUUAGAGGGAGAAACCUGGAGCUAGGGGAAGAAAGGGCUAGAAUUAGCCCCCUAAUGCAGAGCCCCAGAUUUCCCUCCCCUUGUGUCCCAGGCUUGGCCAGGCCUUCCCCCGAUCCCAGAGGCAGAUGGGACAGGUGGGGCCCAGGCCCUGGCACCCAUCGCGCCCACCCAGAGAGAUGGCCAGGUCUUCCACGGGAAGCCAGAGGUGGAGAGAGGAGGAUCCUCCAGGAUCAGGUUUUCCCUACCCCGUCCUAAAAGUAACUUUCCUGAAGAGGAGGGGCAGGAGAAAGGUCCUGAGCUCCUGAUAGUGUGGGAUUUUGUGAGGGCUGUCAGUGAAAGUUAUCCCACCCACCCGCCUGGCCCUCCCUGCCUCUCCUUAGUCUGACAAUGGUGCUCCCUGGGUUCCUGUCCCCACUGGGCCCUGUAACUACAGUAGAGAGUGCCCCGGUCUACCUCCAGUGCUGGCUAGGAUGAGAAUACUCCUCUACCUCUCCUGACAUUCCUGUCUGCUCUGGGCUAGGGCUGGGACCAGGACCUGGCUGCGGGGUCGGGGACAGGACAGGCAGAGUGGACUCUAGAUGUCUGAGAACAGCUGGGCCAAAGCCAGGAAGGAGUGGGGAUGGUCGAUCCCUGGAAUGAGGGCAUGGGACCCUCCCUGACCUCCUGCCCAGCCUUCUAGAAAUGAGCCCAAUCAUGUAUCUUCUCCUAUGGUGGGGACCCACUGAGUCCACCUUCCCUAGAGCUGUGCCCAUACCCCACACCGGGAAAGAGCUGGACCUCCUCAGGCUGGGGAACAGAACCCUAACGUUGGAGAGGAUGUUUGUGUGUCUUCCAUGCCAGGGGGAGGUCAGGAUAGGCACAGGCAGCCAGGCCAGGUCAAGUCCCUGAAAAUUCACCAAUCAAGGGCCUGUGGCCAUAUUGCAAAGUAUGGAGUGGACUUCCCCCCCCAGGUUCUGGGUCCUCCACAGGCCCUGAUGAAAUUCAGGCCUGGGGACCCCUCAAGUCCCCAGUACCAAGGAGGCUUUGAUAGGACAGCUGUGAGGGGCCUCAGACUGUUGGGGACUGACAGGGGAAAAGGGCUGGGCCUGCCUGGGGGUUUGGAGUGGGGUGGCUCUGGGGCCUCGGACACUCAGUACCUGCCUCAGUGCAAGGCAAGCGAGAGAAGAAUUCUAAGUCGCCUCCUCUUACCCAACCUGAUAACGAUGGCACUUAUCACCCUGUGCUAAGGCCCAGGCCAGAGAGCCCCUUCACCCCAUCCCCAAACCUCCAUCCCUGCAGGGUCCCUCAGGGGUGGAGGGGCACUGAGGAAAGCAGCUAGUCAGAAGACUAGCGGCCAGCCCCAGCACCCCCACCCUGAUCUGAAAGCCAUUCGUGUCUCCCCAUGUAUAUAGGAUCCAUGUACAGAGCCCGGAGAAGCCCCAACAACCCCCUCACCAGAAAGGAAAAAAAAAACCUAGACAAAAACUCAUCUAUAUCUUCUGUAUCUUUAAGUUCCGUUCUGAAUAUUAACUGUGUUAUUUUUAUACACUUUUUAAGCCUUAACAAUGUCAUUGUUUGACCAGCUGUUUGAUGCCCUUUGGUUCCACGUAUUUUUCACUGGGUUCUUUUCCCUCGUUUCUGACUCUUUGAUGUUGUAUGAUACUCAGUAUUGUAGCCUUUUUGUCAGCAUGUUAAUACCCUGUAAAUACGCUCUGACACUCCUGUUAACACCCCCUUUUCUUUUGUCUAUGGAACCUCCAGGCCACCGAAUUUAGAUCUAGUUCCCUUACUAAGAAAGAAAAACGGUUCCAGAUGUUUGAUUCUUUUGUCCACUCUCGAGACCUGGCAUUGCAGGGCCAAGGAGGUGGGACCUCAGAAGGGAAAGUUUGCAUUAUGUUAAAAAAGAAAAUUUUUUUAAAAAGCAAAAUGUGGGGAAAAAAAACUAAUGAAAAAAUUAAAAGCCCUAUGCUCUUUGUAUUUCUCUGUUGUGAAAAAAUAAAACUGUACUACG